AUGACGCCGACAGCUUGGUUGCUUGGAAAGCUUAAAUCAGCUGUGGUUCUGACCUAUGGGCUGGGCGGACUGUUGUUUUAUGGCCUUGUUGCUGUGAAGCUGGGGUAUUUCUUUAAGCAGACUACGGAGAAGGAGGAGUUGGAGUUGAAGAUCGCGCGUAACAAGUUCUGGGACUUGUCCAAGAAAUGGGACGGCUUUUCUCAUCAUAUACUUACCCUGAGAAAUGGGUUCAAGUUUCACUACGUUUGCAAUGAUCAGGGGGCCUCGUUGGACCAGGAUAAACCCGUGGUUGUCUUCAUCCAUGGUUUCCCCGAUAGCUGGGCCAUCUGGCGGAAUAUACUGAGCUCUUCGUCUCUUCAGCAGUCUGCGACCCUUAUUGCGGUUGAUAUGCCCGGUUAUGGUGGAACUGAUAGCUUGAAUGAUUACUCGCCUACUAAUGUGCUUGAGAGUCUGACCGAGUUUAUCCUUGCGAUCAGAGCCAAAUAUGGCGUGGAUACCGAGGCUGGUGUGCGCCAGAAGAAGCUGGUUGUUGUCGCGCAUGACUGGGGUUGUGUUGUUUCUAUGCGGCUUGCGGCUGAAGCUCCUCAGUUGGCGGAUCGGUUUAUCCUGAGUAAUGGGCCGUUGCCUCGACUUGCCUCGUCCAACAUUAGUCGCCUGCUAUCCGCAUCUGUUAAGAUGUUGAAGACGGCCUCGCGCUCGCCAAUCCAAUCACGGUCGAUGAUUUUCAAGGCAUUCGCGACUUUGAGCCCGAUUUUUCGGCAGUUUCGGAAGUCCAAGUACAUCUUUGCUAUGCAGCUGCCCAUGCCUCUGGUUCGGUAUUUCGGAAGAGGUGGAAAUUAUUCCUUCCUGAAGCUCAUUCACAGGGGUUCCUUCGGAAAGCGGGAGUACACGCCUCAGGAUGCUGCGGAGUGUUUUGCUAGCUCCUUGGGUCCAUCGGUUGCAGAAUCCCGGACUCAGACCGCUGAUGGAGAGCAAUAUCCCGAGUCACUGAAGAAUGAGCGCGCAACGUCGAGCUUCCAGCACAUGGCCUGCUAUUACCGAGAUAGAACUGCUUUCGGGGCCCUGAAAGCUUGUGCGACCGUCAUUUGGGGCAAGGGAGACAUUGCCUUGGAGCCACAGAUCUGCUUGGAUGGCCUCGCCGAUUACCUCGUCGCAGACAGUCAGUUGGUCGAGCUUCCUCUCUCGGGCCACUUCACUCCGUUGGAACAGGAGAGCCAGGUUGCUUUGGAAAAGGCGGUUGAGUGGGCUGUCAAGGGCGAGAAGGAGGACAUUGGGGCGGUUAUCAAGGCUUGCUAUCCAACGGCUGUAGUAACUCUUCGGAAGUGA
This is a messenger RNA of Aspergillus niger, 1326 nucleotides long. RefSeq lists its product as uncharacterized. Gene Ontology annotation, molecular function: hydrolase activity. NCBI's taxonomy places the organism in Eukaryota, Fungi, Ascomycota, Eurotiomycetes, Eurotiales, Aspergillaceae. The coding region runs from base 1 to 1326 and encodes 441 amino acids. The transcript has 4 exons. The record is from RefSeq and is a predicted model, not a curated record.